CUUCAUAGCACCCUAUAUGAUUGCUGUGUUUUAGAAUUGUGACCAGGGUCAAGGAGGAAGGAGUGAGCAGCGCUGUCAUGCUGAGCUGCUUGCAGGGCUUAAUGCACAACAAAUGCUUCCUGUCUGAUUUGUCCUCUGUGCAUAGAUAUUGGAGGAAUGGGGUCAAUGAGUGUGCCUGUGUAUUUAAUUUCCUUGUUUUAUGGAAUAUUUUUCCAUGCCAGCAAAUAUGGGAUAUAUUUAGUGUGUAGAAGGGAACUACAGAUAAAUGCAUUAUAGUGCAAAUUGUGCCUAGCAGUUAUAAUGAGGCUAAAUGUAAUCCUAAUAAAUGUUAGGAUCCUAAUGUUAUCCUAAAUGUUAUCCUAAUAAAGGAUAAGUCAGUUCUGACAGCAGCAAAACAAACAAAUUUCUUUCAGAAGUGUUAUACUUCAGUCAAAGAAUUGGCAAAGUGGAAGCUCAUCACUAUUUUAUAGAUAAUGGAAGUUGAAUGAACGGUUAUUUAAUUCCACACAAACCAGGGGAAUAAGAAAUUCCUGUCUGAUUGAGACUGAUGAUCCAGGGUGGUGAGUGAGCGUGGCAGUGUGCAAACCUGGCUGCUUUCUAUGCUGCCUUCCCUUUGGACUCUUGCAGCAUCUACAGCUGUUUAAUUCAAAUUUUCAGAGGGUUUCUCAGAACCCUUUUACAGACCCCCUAUGGACAUGUCAUCCAGCACAGUAAACAGUGAGUUUCCAUUGGGUUUAUCUGUGGCUUCCAUGAUAUUUUAAACUUCAGUUGUAUACCCCUCAGCCAUUGUAUCUCCAAACUGCAGGGUCUUGGAGAUGAAAGAUGAGUGGCCUUUCUGGUCUUUCAUCCCAAGAUACCUUUCUACCUUCUCCUUGAUUUUGGUUACCCUACUCUGCACUUUCUCUGACUCCUUUGGAGAUGUGGAGACCAGAACUAAAUAUUACUGAAUACGUGAAUGCAUCAAAUUUUAUGUAGUCAAAAUUAUGCUGCCUUUAAGCAUCCUUCCUGAUGAUGCUGAUUGUUUUGUUGGCUUUUAUAGCUGCCUCCGCACUCAGAGCAGGAAUUAGAUGUGAGCUGAGAGCUCAGCAGUGUUCUGACAGUCUAGUGGCAAAGCCUUCCUUUUGAUUUCUAGGGUAAGUGUGAGAUGAUGCUCUCUUCAAAAGUCCUCUCAGGGCUUUAUUUAGAUCCAUGACCGCCUUCGACUUUCUUGCAAAAUAUGCCUUUUCACAUGCCCUUAAACUUCCCUUUUCCAACACUGACUUUUGAGUUCCUGAAAAAAUGAUGAUGGAAGAACAGAAUAAUCUAACACUUCUGCAUGUUGUAUGUCCUCCCUGUUUAAACUAUAACAAACAGAGAACUCAGAAUGUUUCUCGAAUAAACUCCUUAUUUUGAAUUGGAGCCAGUCUGACUCCCACUGUUACCAUGUUCACCUAGAAAUAUUAUACACUGAAUUUUUCUUAAUUUCUGAAGGUUUUUUUAUGUGGAAUGAUGUGAGGAAAAUAGUGUGAUGUAGUAGGAAGUAUUAUGUGGUUUAAUUGAAGAGGGACAUGAGUCAGCAUUGUACCCUUGUUGCAGUAAAGGCAGAGUGCACAAUGGGUGGAUGCCCUAGAAAGAGCUUAGCUGUUAGGAGCUCUGUGUGCUUUUUCCUCCCACACUACCCCAACACAGGAGAGAUGUUCACAGAUGCAAGGACCUAGCAAAGACCUGCUAGGGAAGCUGGGUUUGGCUGGAAAAAAAGUCUAAUGGGGAAUCUAAUUGCACCUUUUCACCCUAAAAAAGUGAAGUUGCAGAGCAAAUGGAAAUAAAAUCUUCUGAGGGGUGCAGACUGAGAGAACAAGAUGCAAUAUGAGAAACUUUUACUGAAGUAUGAGGGAAAAAACCUUCACUGGGUCAAGCAACUGGAACAGGUUGUCCUGAGAAACUGGACAGAGGGGUGUGACUGGACAAGCCUCUGAGAAACUCCACCUCACUGUGAACCUGCCUUCAGCAGGUUUGGAUGGAUGACAUCCUUCUGAUCUCAAAACUUUGUUUGAUUCCGAGACAUUGCUAAAAUGUGUGUUGUUUUCUGCAGAUUUCUGAAUGAUCUAACAUUUGUCCUGCUUACAAAUAAACAAUUUUAGCAGGAUAUCUGAACCUUCAGCAGCAUUUCCCUGUCAUACUCUUGGACAGUAGUAUUGGAAAAAGUUGUGACUGUGUGUUUUGGAGUGCUUUUAUGGGUGGUGCUGUAGUACUCUGGAGACUUCACACUCAGACACUUCAAAGCCUUUCUGUGUUCCAAAAUCACCCACCCUUGUUCUAACCCCACCAGCCUCACUGAUCACUGAAAAUGCUGAGCAGUUUUCAAAAUGCCAGCCCUGCUUCUCAGUGAGAACUUCAAAUCUCUUGGUGUGGGGAGGAGUUUGGUAAAAUUGUUUUAAACAAGGAUGCAGGAGAUGCCAGUGGCCGUGGCAGUUCUCUUCAGCGCCAGCACUGCCUCCCCAGGCAGCUCUGCCUGUGUCCAUGCAGCUGAUCUCCUUUCUGCCUGCUGUCCCCAGUGCCACCAGUGUCACCUCCCAGCGGAUGACAAAGAAGCCAACAGACUCCUGCCAAACAAAGGAGACCAUGGACUCGGAAAUGAGAAAUUCAAACCUGUGGUACCUUGGCCUCAUGUUGAAGGUGUGGAAGUGGACUUGGAAUCCAUUCGAAGGAAAAAUAAGGCCAAAAAUGAACUAAAUCAGCAUGGUGUUGAUAACAAGCAGCAAAACAUCCUCCAGAGGCAGUAUCUCACAUUCAAACCUCAGACAUUUGCAUACCCAGACCCUGUGUUACGACCUGGAGUCCUUGGUAAUUUUGAACCCAAAGAGCCUGAGCCUCAUGGAGUUGUUGGUGGCCCUGGAGAGGAGGCGAAGCCAUAUGUCUUAGGGCCAGAUUACAAAGAAUCUGUUCAAGCUAGCAUUAAGGAGUUUGGGUUUAAUAUGGUGGCAAGCGAUAUGAUCUCGCUAGACCGGAGCGUUAAUGACCUGCGUCAAGAAGAAUGCAAAUACUGGCACUAUGAUGACAACCUGCUCACCUCCAGCGUUGUCAUCGUCUUCCACAAUGAAGGGUGGUCCACGCUCAUGAGGACAGUCCACAGUGUGAUCAAGAGAACACCAAGAAAAUACUUGGCAGAAAUUGUUCUGAUUGAUGAUUUUAGCAACAAAGCACACUUACAAGAGAGGCUGGAUGACUACAUAAAGCAGUGGAAUGGCCUUGUAAAGGUAUUUCGAAAUGAGAGGAGAGAAGGUUUGAUCCAAGCUAGAAGCAUUGGAGCCCAGAAGGCUAAACUUGGACAGGUUUUGGUUUACCUUGAUGCCCAUUGUGAGGUGGGAAUUAAUUGGUAUGCACCACUUAUAGCUCCUAUAUCUAAGGACAGAACCACAUGCACGGUGCCGCUCAUAGAUGUCAUAGAUGGCAACUCUUUUAAGAUUGUGCCUCAAGGGGGUGGUGACGAAGAUGGGUUUGCUAGAGGAGCGUGGGAUUGGAGUAUGCUAUGGAAGAGGGUUCCCUUGACCAAGAGAGAGAAGGAAAGCAGAAAGACAAAAACUGAACCGUAUCGGUCCCCUGCAAUGGCUGGUGGAUUGUUUGCCAUUGAACGAGAUUUCUUCUUUGAGCUGGGUCUCUAUGAUCCAGGGCUUCAAAUCUGGGGUGGUGAAAAUUUUGAAAUUUCUUACAAGAUUUGGCAGUGUGGGGGAAAGCUGCUCUUUGUUCCCUGUUCUCGUGUUGGACACAUCUAUCGUCUGCAGGGCUGGCAAGGAAAUCCACCCCCUGUGUAUGUUGGCUCUUCUCCUACAUUAAAGAACUAUGUCAGGGUUGUAGAAGUGUGGUGGGAUGAAUACAAAGAUUACUUCUAUGCCAGCCGGCCGGAGACAAAGGCGCUGCCCUAUGGAGAUAUAUCUGAGCUGAAGAAAUUCCGUGAAGAUCACAACUGCAAAAGCUUUAAGUGGUUUAUGGAAGAAAUAGCAUAUGAUAUAACUUCAUAUUACCCCUUACCACCCAAAAACGUGGACUGGGGAGAGAUUAGAGGCUUUGAAACCUCUUACUGCAUCGACAGCAUGGGGCACACCAAUGGUGGCUUUGUUGAGCUUGGGCCAUGCCACAGAAUGGGAGGAAAUCAGCUUUUCCGAAUCAAUGAAGCCAAUCAACUCAUGCAGUACGAUCAGUGCUUAACUAAAGGACCAGAUGGAUCCAAAAUUAUGAUUACACACUGUAAUCAGAAUGAAUUCAAGGAGUGGCAAUUCUUCAAGAAUCUGCACAGAUUUACUCACAUUCCGUCAGGGAAGUGCUUGGAUCGCUCCGAAGUCCUCCAUCAAGUUUUCAUUUCAGAGUGUGACUCCAGUAAAGCAACACAAAAAUGGGAAAUGAACAACAUCCUUAGUGUGUAGACAGACAAAACCUACCUACUGACGCAUUCAUUUGUACAGGACUGAAAAUAGCCUGAAAACUGCUGCAGUUAUUAACUUUGUACAGCUGUGAGCCUCCUGGCUUGGAUGAAGGACAUAGAGGAACUGUGAUUAUUACAAUAACAUUAUCAUCCGCAGUUAAUGUUUACAAAACUGCUUUACCUUAAACUCUGUAGAUGUUUACAUCUUUUUGUUUCAAGAUGUUGGUAAAUUAAUGUGCUGUUAGCUAUGGUUCAUAGGAACAUAGUUAAAAGCGUUGUCGUCUUCUUUGGGAUUACACUCAGGGGUCUGAAGGCAGUUUUUUUACACACACUUGAAAAGGUUGUAGUAAUCAGAUUUUCAUAGAACUUGGUGAUUAUCAACCUGUUGUAUAUUUUUAUUUAAUUUUACAUCUUACUAAGCACUGCCACAGGUUAUUAGCCAGGGUGGCCUUCUCUCACAAUCAUGCUGCUUUUUUGGAAGAUGAAUUUGAACAUAUUUAGUGCCUCUUUCAUUUCUCUCCUUCACAAGGAAAGCAUUUGUUGGAAAUUUGCAGUGGGUUGCUCUGAGCUGUCACCAGGGGUCAGGACCAGCCCUACCACCCUGUGUAAUUCGUGUGCUAACGAAGACAAAUUUCUAUUGCCAGUUUGGCUGCUCUGCUUCGACGGAGUGCUUGGUACAGUGGAAGGAAGACUGUCCAGUUUAGUGCUAAUGUGGUACAAUUUGAUGGAGGUAAGCACCCUCACAAAUCCAGUUAAGAAUUUAUAAGCACUAAUUUGCUUGUUUAAACCAUGCCUUACAUAAAAAUAAUUAAAAUAAACAGCAACAACAAAAAACAGGCUGCACAAUUAUGUAAAACUUGGAAAGAAUCAAAUACUUCAUUUAUACUGUUAUUUUGAAUGGAAAUCAGUUAGAGGUGGAAUAAAACUUAUAAUUAGGAAAAAAGCAUCCAGCUACUUAACACAUCUGCGUAAUUCAUCACAAGGACAUCUGUCAGCCAGUUUGGAUGCCAGAUUUCGAUUCCAAAAGAGAAAUGGAAAUCCUGAAAUCACACUUGUUCAUACUAAUCUUCUUGUUAUUUCUGUCAUUCACAACUUCUCCAGAGGGAUUACAAACACAAAAAGCCAACUGCUUGGUGCUACAGUGUACAGAGUAGAAUGUGAAGAAGUUGUUUCUAAAAAUAUUCUGGAAAGGAGUUGAUGCAAACUCCCUUAGGAAUAUAAAUAUUGACUCUGAACAAAUAGAGAGGUGGAGAGGAAAUGACUUAUCCUCACUUCCUUUGUCCAGAUUUUGUAAUUUAAAUGUUGACAUCAGUGUACUGAUUCCAUAACUGUUGUCCCUAUAACACGUCACACAAUUAAGUAUGACUAAAUACUUCCCUGAAGUCUAGAAUAGCAUUGCAUGCAGCUUCCAUUGAUGUUAACAAGGGUUAUGUAUCAUAUUUGGUGACAGACUUGGAUCUUUAUAGGGCUGUCAGCACUGAUCUAUUAGUUUGGGAUCUUUCCUAGUUUCUUUAAACUUCUAAUCUAUCCUUUCAGAGCUAUGAAAAAUAGAAAAUAAAGGAGGGAGAAACUGGGAAAAAAAAGGAAAAUAAGGUUUUGUGCUGGUACUUGUUCCUUGUGUGUGUGAAAACUGACUCCAUUUGUGUGUUGGGUAGAUUAAUUUAAUCAUACAACUAUGCAUAAGAGAAAGAAUGGUGGCACAUAGGUUGUGCGGGUGUGCAUUUUAAAUGGGUAUUAUGUGCAAUUCAUUGAAAGCUGAUGCUGUGUGUGAAUAUGAGUCUGUAUGUGAGACUGAAACCUUACAGAACAUGAGAUCAUAAGAAGCUGUUGCUGUAAUGACUUUUUCCUACCAUAGCCAGCUUGGAAAAAAAUAAUUCCCAUAUUCUUGCUUUGUAAGUUGAUGAUAAUAUCACUAUGCAUUUCUACAUAUUUUAUAAAUUUGAUUUAUGCAGAUUUUGAUACACUGUAUGUUUCUGUAGAAAUUGUACAAAUCUUUAAAAAAUUUAUUAGGGAAAAAUCUGGGAAACCUAUGUAUAUCUUACUCAUGGGUUGCUUGUUUUUUAGGUGAAGUAAAUAAAAUAUUUGAAUUUUUUGUUUUACUAUA
Molecule: messenger RNA, 6503 nt
Organism: Camarhynchus parvulus
Lineage: Eukaryota; Metazoa; Chordata; Aves; Passeriformes; Thraupidae
Gene: GALNT7
Product: polypeptide N-acetylgalactosaminyltransferase 7
Exons: 12
Coding region: 2424-4400 (658 amino acids)
Cellular component (GO): Golgi apparatus
Source: RefSeq, a predicted model, not a curated record